Messenger RNA from Bombus pyrosoma, 514 nucleotides. RefSeq lists its product as uncharacterized. The record is from RefSeq and is a predicted model, not a curated record. NCBI's taxonomy places the organism in Eukaryota, Metazoa, Arthropoda, Insecta, Hymenoptera, Apidae. The transcript is spliced from 3 exons. The annotation marks the transcript as partial.
UGUCAAAUUCACUAUUGUACUUUUUAUAUUGAUUUUGUAAUAUUUAAUUUUCCAUCAAGCAAUGAUUUUUUCAAUCUGAAAGAUGAUGGACGAGUUAGUACCGUUAGUAUUGCAAGCUAUAUAACUCGUGAUACAAUAGAAAACUUUUAUUCGUGUUAUAUUUAUCAUCAUAGAAAUAAAUCAAAUAAAGAUUUAGGUCCAACUCUCUUUACAUUUGGUAUUACUGUGAUGAACAAAAGUGAAGAAUAUGAAAGUACAAUUUGGAAGCAAUGGAGUCUUAUCUGUAAAGUUGUGAUUAUGUGUUUCAUAUUCUUGAUAAUUUGGUGUUUAUUAGAAAUAUUUCAGGAUGCUCGAAAUGGGCAUGGUUUUUAUAGACUUCCACAAAUGCUUAACAUCAAUCCCACAUCCACUAUAAAUUUCAUCUUAUCUAAGAAUGGUGUAACAUUACUCGGUAGUCAACAAGCUGCAAAUGAAGUUGUAUCAAGAAUUUUAGAAGAUAACUAAGCUUUUUAAU